CAGCAUGCCGUGUGCUUUGCAUCCUUUCCAGUAGAUAGAUAGUGAAGGCUAGUGUAAGGAAGCUCAGUGUUCCCAUAUGGGCAAUUAUUGUGCAGGAAAUUGAACGUGAAAUCUUUGAAUAAUCAUGGAUCUAAAGUGUAGAUGGAGCCGACAAUGGUGAAGCAAAUUGCAGUGAGAAAUUCCAAUUACUGUUAAUGGAAUGCAGCCGUUUGAACUGCUCGUGUUGGUGGGGAAUAUUAAGCUCUGACUUGAAACAGGACCGAUUCACCCAGGCCAGGGAACAGGAAGGUGACCCGAGAAGAAAUGUCAUCCACUGGGGAGUGACGGGGGAGCCAUGAAUGCUGUGAAAUGCUCAGAGAUCUGCCACAACGCUCCAUGGGACAGACAGCAUCCUGGUCUCCCACAGAGGGCCACACAUGCUGGUAGAGAAGCUGGACAACAGACAGACAGGCCAGAUCAAAAACUGAGGAAAUUGAUAAAUGAAGGCAAAAAUGUGCUACAGUUAAGACUUCAGCAGAGGAGGACACGAGAGCAGCUGGCAGACCAGGGCAUCAUGCCUCUGAACCAUGGCAAGUUCCCCAAGCAGGAGGAUUCAUAUGCAUUUGAAGACAGCAGCAGUGAGAGUCUGUCUCCGGAGCUGCACCACAGUGACGAGUCGCAGGGCUCAGCCUGCCCUUCAUCUGACGCUGUUGGCAGUACGGCCUCCUCCUCCUCUUCACCUGCCCUUACCAGCCCACGACAGGGUGGUGCAACAAGAGACCCACCAGACCAAAACCAAGACGAAGGGCUGUCUGCUCCUAACCCCAACCAGGCAGCUCCCCCAAUACCAGUUACUGCAAUAGUCAAGUCCAAGACGUCGGACAAGAACCGACAUAAGAAGCCCAAAGAUGUGAAGCCAAAAGUGAAGAAACUUAAGUACCACCAGUACAUUCCUCCAGACCAAAAGGUGGAGAAGUCCCCUCCACCCAUGGACUCAGCCUAUGCCCGACUUCUGCAGCAACAGCAGCUCUUCCUGCAGCUUCAGAUCCUCAGCCAGCAGAAACAUACUCAUACACAUCCACAGAUGCACCAACAGCAACAUACACACUCCAUGCAGACCCAUGCCCAGCAGAGACAGUCCACCUUUAACUACCAGCCUCAGCUGCCAGCCAGUACCCAGAAGGGCAACAACAAGCAAUUACCAGUUUGUGCUUCCAGUGGUCCUUCCAGUAACUCAAACAGCAACUCCUCUUCUCCCGUCAAGAACACAUUUUCCAACCAAAACAACGUCUCACCUGUGAAAGUUGGUCCACUACCCACAAAUCUGGAUGACCUUAAAGUUUCUGAGCUCAGGCAGCACUUGCGCAUUCGUGGCAUGCCUGUCUCAGGGACCAAAAUGGCCCUCAUAGAGCGACUCCGGCCCUUCAAGGACUCCAAUGCAGACUCCUCACCAUCAGGAUCCUCUGACAUCACCACCUUGACUUUUCCAGUCACACCCACAGGCUCCCUAUCUUCCUACCAGUCCCCAUCCUCCUCCAGCAAUCUGUCGCAGGGAGGAUACUACCCCUUCCCCAGCACCUCUUCCACCCCGCCCAUCUCCCCAGCAUCCUCAGAUCUGUCUCUCAGUGGCUCCCUGCCGGACAGCUUCAGCGAUGUACCAAUGUCCUCUCCAAACCAGUUCAACCUUCAGCCAUCCCCGACCCAGAUUGGCAUAGAGGACGGCCUAGGUGCAGGUGGAGAAGGAGGUGCCAGGGUGUGUGGGGGAAACCAGAGAGUAGGGGAGGGUGGAGGAAAUAAUGGUCUGGAAGCAGAAAAAGAUAAGAUGUUGGUGGAAAAGCAGAGGGUCAUUGAAGAGCUGACAUGGAAAUUGCACCAGGAGCAGAGACAGGUUGAAGAACUGAAGAUGCAACUUCACAAGAGGAAACGAUGCUAUGGAGCAACUGAGGACAUUGUCCCUCCUCCAUCUCACACCUCAAUGCUCCACCAGCAGCAUGCCACAACUAUGAUGGGCCCACAUUGUCUAGGGGUAACAAUCAAGCAAGAGCCUAUGUCCUUGUCCUCUAGCUGCCCCCUGUCCUCUUCUAAGCAGCUUAAGAGCCCUCCUGGUAGCUGCAUGGAGGAUAUGGGGUGCUGCAACAACCCCAUACCAAAUAUGGGUGGCCCUAGUGGGCCACAAUGCAUGGACACAGACCCUUCCUCUGCCAGCCCUUCCACCAUGUCAGCCUUUUUGAGCCCGCAAUGUUCCCCGCAAGAUUCUCCCAUCGGAAAACCCACCUGCAGUUCCCAGCCUUCAUCUCCUAAUAGCCCCUACCUGUUGUCUCCUCUGCUGGGAAGAGACAGCUGUGGACACCCCCAGGGACAAAGCAGAGGUCACAAUAUGCAGGUGCAGCAGAGGAGCGGCAGCCAGCAGUUAAACUGCUCUUACCCUUCAGACCAAAGAAGCCUUCAGGCUGUAUUUUCCAGCUCAGCUGACUGUGGUCUUAACCACAGCAGCCCUAUUAAGGCCGAGAGUCAGAAUAUGCAACCAAAGAUGUCAGCAUUGCCUUCUUCCCGGCAUGUUGGCCAAAAGUGCCAGGUCUCCCCCCCUGCCGUCAGUAGCUCAGAUUCAGAUGCAUCUGACUUAAGACAGCCCCCAUGCUAUGAGGAUGCAGUCAAGCAGCAACAGACCCGCAGUCAGCAGAUGGAUGAACUGUUGGAUGUGCUCAUCGAAAGUGGAGAGAUGCCAGCUAACGCAAGAGAAGAGAGGGAGAAGUCCUCUGUAACACAAGUUGUGCCUCACAUUACUGUGUCCCCAGGGUGUCCCGGCCUACUCAUCCCAAGGUUCCACUGGCACUACGAGCACCUGUCCCCUAACCAGCUCCCCCACGACCAUGCAGCCAAUCACGCCGCCGAGAGCCACCUGCAGACUCUGCUAGGCAGUCCUAUUGGACGGGGAGGGGAGAUGGCUCUUCUUAAAAUGGCUGCCGAGGACAGAGUCCAGGAAGACGAAGGGAACAGAGAUGCCGAAGAGUACGGCAGCCUCCACAGCCACCACUGCCGCCCUCAACAUUCCCAACAGGACAAACUUCAGACCAACAGAGAUCGGUUAGACCCGCCUGUGUCACCUGUUAGCAGCAAGGUCUUUGCUGUCCCUGAGGUUCAGGGUAUGGUCAGCAUGGCCUACAGUGAGACGCCAUGGGAAACAAUGGAGUGGCUAGACCUAACGCCUCCCAGCUCUGCUACUGCCUUCAGCGCCUCUCAGCCCAGUGCGCCCAGCAUCUUUAACACAGAAUUCUUGGAUGUGACAGACAUUAACUUGAACUCUGCCAUGGACCUUCAACUCGAGCACUGGUGAAAGCAAUAGUGCCGACAACAAUACCAAAGAAGUAUCGAAUUCUUCCCUUACUGGCUUCAGUCCAAGUGUGAGAAGUCACUCUUUGCUGUCAUACAGUGAAUAUUAUUUUAUAUAGUCAUCUAAAGUGAGACGACCCAGUCAGAUGUCGUCCAGUGAAAUUUUAUCUUUAAUCUUAACUUUAAUGAACUUAUUUUCCACCAAUGUUGUCGUAACCAAAAAACCAGGUGCUUUUUAAUACAAUCUGUGUCCCUUUUAGACAUUGAUGCGCACAACUUUCAUGGAGUUGAGGACUAACCGUGGACACAUGUAGGAGUUUCUGUAUGCACCAUCAGUGUUACACCACGCAGACUUGAACACGGAAUGUUCCAAUCACUGCAUACCUACCUAUGUUUGUGUUACUGGAAAAAAGGAAGAAAAUUCCAAAAAUAAACCAACGAACAGAUCUGGAUUUCUAAUUAGCGGCCAACUUGUAAAUAUAAACCUUUUAAAAAAUUGUAACAUCUGCAUGUUGUUGUCAGUGGUGUGGGAGAGACUACAAACUGUUUAAUAUGACAGUUUCAUCACUUGAUGUAAAUAUGAUAUAAAAAACACUCACGGAGCACCUCUUGCUUAAUACACAUUUGUCACAGUUUGCUUGA
This is a messenger RNA of Girardinichthys multiradiatus, 3951 nucleotides long. It is a transcript of the gene myocd, whose product is annotated as myocardin. The record is from RefSeq and is a predicted model, not a curated record. Gene Ontology annotation, biological process: cardiac muscle cell differentiation; smooth muscle cell differentiation. The coding region runs from base 335 to 3313 and encodes 992 amino acids. The transcript has 14 exons. Lineage: Eukaryota; Metazoa; Chordata; Actinopteri; Cyprinodontiformes; Goodeidae.